This is a messenger RNA of Varanus komodoensis (Komodo dragon), 1669 nucleotides long. RefSeq names its product BLK proto-oncogene, Src family tyrosine kinase (gene BLK). The transcript has 14 exons. The coding region runs from base 91 to 1596 and encodes 501 amino acids. The record is from RefSeq and is a predicted model, not a curated record. Lineage: Eukaryota; Metazoa; Chordata; Lepidosauria; Squamata; Varanidae. Gene Ontology annotation, cellular component: extrinsic component of cytoplasmic side of plasma membrane. Gene Ontology annotation, molecular function: signaling receptor binding; non-membrane spanning protein tyrosine kinase activity; ATP binding. Gene Ontology annotation, biological process: cell differentiation; innate immune response; cell surface receptor protein tyrosine kinase signaling pathway.
CGCGCUGGACUGACCUUGGACCUCUCAGGGGCUUUAUGGGAUAUUCAUGGGAUUCGUCCUGAGCCUCUCCCAGCCAAGACCAAGUGCAGGAUGGGACUAUGCGGAAGCAAAACCAAGCCCUUCCAAAGGGAGAAGUACAAUUCCAUCUAUCGGCGGAAACCUCCCCCCCCCCCCCCGAAUGGCAAGCAGCAAAAACUCUGCGCUUCUGCUGACCGGCUUUUGAGCGAUGGAAAGCAUUAUGUCAUCGCACAGUUUGAUUUCACCUCUGCAAACGAACGGGACCUGCCACUCACCGUAGGCGAGAAGUUUGAAGUCCUUUGCAGCGAUGGCGACUGGUGGUUAGCAAAAUCGCUCACCACCGGGAAUAAAGGCUACAUACCUAGCAAUUUCGUGGCUCUUGCCAACAGCCUGGAAGAAGAAAAAUGGUUUUGCAAAGGUCACAACAGGAAAGAAGCUGAACGUCUCCUGCUGGGGCCUGGCAACGCGGUGGGCUCCUUCCUAAUCAGGGAGAGUGAAACGACUCCGAAUUGCUUUGCUCUUUCCGUUAGAGACAAUUCACCCCAAGGGGAUGUUGUCAAACAUUACAAGAUCCAUGGGAUGGAUUCUGGGGGAUACUACAUCUGCCCUACAGCCAAAUUCCCCACACUGCAGGAACUUGUCAAGUAUUAUUCCGAUCGUGAAGACGGGCUGUGCCAGCGGCUGAGGAAUCCGUGCUUAUCCGCCGCUCCGCAGAGACCUUGGGGGGCGGAUGAAUGGGAGAUCCCUCGGGAGAGCCUGAAGCUCAUCAAGAAGCUGGGGGCGGGCCAGUUCGGAGAGGUCUGGAUGGGGUAUUACCUGAACAACGUGAAGGUGGCCAUCAAGACCCUGAAGGAAGGCAGUAUGCCAAGGGACGCCUUUUUGGCCGAGGCCAAUUUAAUGAAGAGGCUGCAGCACAGCAAGCUGGUCCGCCUGUACGCCGUGGUCACACAGCACCCGAUCUACAUCGUAACGGAAUACAUGGCCAAAGGAUGCCUGCUGGAUUUCUUGAAAACAGACGAGGGGCUUAGGCUGUGCUUCCCCAAACUUGUGGACAUGGGCGCCCAGAUUGCUGAAGGAAUGGCAUACAUUGAGAAAAUGAACUCCAUCCACAGGGAUCUCAGAGCAGCAAACGUUUUGGUGUCGGACAGUCUGUGCUGCAAGAUUGCGGACUUCGGCCUGGCGAGAAUUGUAGAGAAUGAAUAUCUUGCCCGAGAAGGUGCCAAAUUUCCAAUCAAAUGGACAGCUCCAGAGGCGAUUAACUACGGGAUUUUCACCAUCAAAUCUGAUGUCUGGUCUUUCGGGAUUCUUCUCAUGGAAAUUGUCACUUACGGACAGUGUCCCUAUCAAGCAAUGACUAAUCCGGAAGUGAUCCAAAACCUAGAACGGGGGUACCGGAUGCCCUGCCCGGAAUCGUGCCCCCUCGAACUCUAUGCGAUCAUGCAGAAAUGCUGGAAGAACAAUCCGGAAGAAAGGCCCACCUUUGACUACCUCCAGGCCACCCUUGAAGACUUUUUCACUGCCACGGAGCUGCAGUAUCAGCCCGAACCCACAGUUCCCCACCCCACGACCAACAGAUAGAGCUGCUGGAGAGUUCUUGAAAUUUCACCGAGGGAUUUACCGAGAUGUUUGACAUCUCCCUCCCUUCAACGUU